UGGCGCUUGCGGCUCUGCACGACGAGAACCGCCGCAGCAACUUCAGUAAAAAAUGAAGGAGUCAGCACUUGAGUAUCAACUACACUGGCCAUCAACCACCAGCUUUCCGCACAGAAACACCUGCCGGAGCCAUGAGAGUUCGCGGAUUCGCUGUUCAUAACCUCGCGUCCUUGGUACGACCAGCUUGUCGGCUUCAGCAGUGGUCCACGAGAGUCCCCAGACCUAGCCUUGAGCAGACUGGCCUCAGAAAGAUAUCUUCCACGGUCAGAGGCGAGUCAGGCCGCGAGUACAUCAUCAAGGAAGUGCUCCGAAGAAAGUGGCCGAACAAGCCUGAGUACAACAUUUACCGUGCAGAAUGCCAAGGAGAGUCAUACGUUGCAAAGGGCGUGUCGCCUUCCAUCUUGAACCUCUCACAGGAACUAAGGAAAGAAUUUCCCGACAGCCAUCGCCUUCGGAUGCAUGUUGAUCACAACGAGAAGGAGCAUGUCUUGGUGUACAAAUACUACAAGCACACAUUCCUAGCACUCCUAACCCAGUAUCCAGAUUUCCAACCUGAAGAAAUCAAGAAGAUUUUACGAUGUACGGCAGAGGCUGUCAAAGAGCUUCACGAUAAGGACUGGAUACAUAUAGAUGUGAAGCCUGACAAUAUCCUUAUCGGUUGGGCACACGACGGCCGGGGACAGCCGAGAGUAGAAAAGGUUGCUUUGGGUGACUUUGACCUGGCCCUGAAACUGGUUGACGAACAGCCGCUACGGGGUCCUCACGCAGUAGGCAACGUCAUGUGGAGGAGCCCAGAAGGCCAGAGUGGGAAAGGGGUUGCCAAAGCCUCGGAGAUAUAUUCACUUGGGCUUGUGUGCAUCUACGGCCUUGGAGGUGGCUCCAUGUUGAUCCUGGAUGAUGAAACCAUACAACAGCUGAGAGACGAAGGCAUACCUUCAAGGCUAGAAAUCGUGGUUCGGCAUUUCAUGUAUUUUGGCCCGCUUCCAGAUGGCCUUUUGGAGCAUGUCGACGAUGAUGACUGGACUAGGCUUUUCCGUCUUGCCUCUGAGCUCGCGGAGACAGGGGCAGCGGAAGGCCCAGCCUGUAGGUUCGAGCAAUGGUCGGUGGAUAAUGCCCCGCAUCUUACUCCAGCAGCCAAGGAUAUGAUAAAAAACAUGAUGCGGCUGGAUCCAGCCCAGAGAGUGAGCAUUGAUAGGGUCCUGGAGCAUCCAUGGUGGUGA
This is a messenger RNA of Diaporthe batatas, 1220 nucleotides long. RefSeq lists its product as uncharacterized. Gene Ontology annotation, biological process: mitotic DNA damage checkpoint signaling; protein phosphorylation. Gene Ontology annotation, molecular function: protein serine/threonine kinase activity; ATP binding. Gene Ontology annotation, cellular component: nucleus. The coding region runs from base 132 to 1220 and encodes 362 amino acids. The transcript is spliced from 4 exons. The record is from RefSeq and is a predicted model, not a curated record. NCBI's taxonomy places the organism in Eukaryota, Fungi, Ascomycota, Sordariomycetes, Diaporthales, Diaporthaceae.